Messenger RNA from Cyclospora cayetanensis, 933 nucleotides. RefSeq lists its product as uncharacterized. The transcript has a single exon. The record is from RefSeq and is a predicted model, not a curated record. The coding region runs from base 19 to 933 and encodes 304 amino acids. Lineage: Eukaryota; Apicomplexa; Conoidasida; Eucoccidiorida; Eimeriidae.
CAAGCAGCUCCCCAAAGCAUGACACUCGAACAGUUCCAAAAGCAACAGAAAGAAAGGCAACAGCCACAACAGCAACAGCAACAGCAAGAGCUGCAACAGCAAACCGCUCCCAGGGUUAUGACAUUGGCAGACUUCCAAAAAAUGCAACAGCAGCAGCAAGAAGGGUCUGUCAAGAUUAUGAGUCUUGCGGAAUAUCAGCAGCAGCAGCGGCUAAGCGGGCAGCACCACAAGCCACAGCAGGAACAACAACAUCCACCGCAGCAACAGCCACAGCAACAGCAACAGCAACAUCAGCAAGAGCAACAACGACAGGAGGAACCCCAGCAGCAGCAGGAAGCAGAGCAAAGCCAACAACAGCAAAAGAACGAACCUCAGGAACAGGCAGGUGGCCUUCGCAGCUUGCCCGCUUGGCUUCCUGAAUGGCUUGUUUCCCCCAAGUCCGGCGGGGGUACUACCAGCAUCAGCACGACGACGACCACCACAACAGCAGUAAGUACAACGGCAGAUGUAAAAAAUGAGAUCCCCGGAGUAGCAAUAGCCGCUCCUGCCGUCCCUACACUUGGAACUCUGUUCUUCAAAGUAGCAUCCCACACCACAACUACAACAGCCCCUCCAACCACGCAUGCCGAUGGUUCCCAACAAACUGCCAUCGAUGCCCUAAGCCUCCUCCCGGUCCUGCCUUCAAUCCCUGACGAGUCUUUGCUAAACGAUCCUGAGUCGGCAGAUACUCAAAACAUGCCGGCAGUGACAGAGGGGGCACAAGCGAUCGCAGCCUCAAUACCCCUGGAGCAGCACAACGAGGUACCGUUACACCCAGACAGCUAUUCCUACAGCGGGCUUCUGCAACAAGACACCAGCCCAAUAUCGGGAAUCAGACGGCUGAUUGACUUGCCGCUUCCUACAGCAGCAGGAAGCCGCGAAUACCAAUACUAG